CAAUUAUUGGGGGUGGAGCUUUGACGGGUGCUGCCCGGCCGUAGGUGCCCGGCGUAGCGGCGUUUAGGCCGAGCUGUCGCUGUGAGGAACGCUGCCGUGGCCAUGAAGGAAGAGAAGGAGCAUAGGCCUAAGGAGAAGCGAGUAACUCUGUUAACGCCCCCUGGGGCCACAGGUAGUGGCGGUGGGACUUCGGGGGACAGCGCCAAAGGGGAAGAUAAGCAGGAUCGCAAUAAGGAGAAGAAAGAGGCGCUGAGCAAGGUGGUAAUUCGAAGAUUACCUCCCACUUUGACCAAGGAGCAGCUUCAGGAAAAUCUUCAACCUAUGCCUGAACAUGAUUAUUUUGAGUUUUUUUCUAAUGAUACUAGUCUGUAUCCUCAUAUGUAUGCCAGAGCAUACAUCAACUUUAAAAACCAAGAGGACAUUAUUUUGUUCAGGGAUCGCUUUGAUGGUUAUGUAUUCCUUGACAAUAAAGGUCAGGAAUAUCCUGCUAUAGUAGAAUUUGCACCUUUUCAAAAAGCUGCAAAAAAGAAGACUAAGAAAAGAGAUACCAAAGUCGGGACAAUCGAAGAUGAUCCAGAAUAUAGAAAGUUUUUGGAAAGUUAUGCCACAGAUAAUGAGAAAAUGACAUCUACUCCGGAGACACUGCUAGAGGAAAUAGAAGCAAAAAAUAGAGAAUUAAUAGCUAAAAAGACAACCCCACUUUUGAGCUUCCUGAAAAACAAGCAGAGAAUGAGAGAAGAAAAGAGAGAAGAAAGAAGGAGGCGAGAAAUAGAAAGAAAAAGACAAAGAGAAGAGGAGAGGAGAAAGUGGAAAGAAGAAGAGAAACGAAAAAGGAAAGAUAUAGAAAAGCUAAAGAAGGUAGACAGAGUUCCAGAAAGGGACAAUAAAUUAAAGGAUGAACCAAAGAUUAAGGUACACAGGUUUCUGUUACAAGCUGUGAAUCAGAAAAAUCUACUGAAGAAGCCAGAAAAAGGAGAUGAAAAAGAGUUGGACAAAAGAGAAAAACCUAAGAAAUUUGACAAAGAGAAUCUGAAUGAUGAAAGAGCCAGUGGGCAAAGUUGUACAUUGCCCAAGCGAUCUGAUAGCGAACUUAAAGAUGAGAAGCCAAAGAGACCUGAAGAUGACAGUGGCAGAGACUAUAGAGAGAGAGAACGGGAUUAUGAACGAGAUCAGGAGCGCAUACUUCGAGAAAGGGAGAGGCUGAAGCGGCAAGAAGAAGAACGCCGUAGGCAGAAGGAGCGUUAUGAGAAAGAGAGGGCUUUUAAAAGAAAAGAAGAAGAAAUGAAAAAAGAGAAAGAAGCACUUCGGGAUAAAGGAAAGAAGAAUGAAAGUACAGAAUCAUUAGGCAGCUCAGAAAAAACGGAAAAGAAAGAGGAAGUGGUUAAGAGAGAUCGCAUAAGAAACAAGGAUCGCCCAGCAAUGCAGCUUUACCAGCCAGGAGCUCGAAGCCGAAAUCGACUCUGUCCCCCUGAUGACAGCACCAAGUCUGGAGAUUCAGCAGUAGAAAAAAAGCAGGAAAGUGGUAUUAGCCAUAGAAAAGAAGGAGGAGAGGAGUGAUAAGUCCAAAUGGCCUUAGGUGUCCUGACUGUUUAGGCAGCCAAAGAGCAAGUGUUAAGCAAUCCAGAAGUGCCUUCAGGGCAAAGGAAUAGAAAGAAAGAAAGGGAGUCGCUGCGCUGGUGGGGUACACUGCAGAGGAGUAUGUUUUGCGUCAAAGCAGGAAUCUGAUCGCAGGUUUAGAAUUGGAAGUACAAUUUCAUUGUUUUUGCAAUUUCUAAAAAUUAAUUUUAACAUGUCAGAAAAAGAUGAUGGCGAGGAUGUGCAUUACAAUUUGCAGGAGAGAUGCAGCUGAAUUUUUGAAGGAAAAAAAUUUUCAGGAGAGAAAUGUUAAGUGACAACUUAAAUAUGUAUGACAUGAGAAAAAAAUAAGAGCUGGUUCUAAAAUCAAAAUAUGUUGUUAAUCCUGGAUUGAAUUUUCUUAAUUUGGGUGGAGCAGAGUCACUUUUAAGUCUUGCUCAGAUCUAGUUAUAGUGUAUUCUUGGUGAUAACUGUUGACUUUGUGUAGUAUAGAAGCAACAAGCAUGUCAUUGUAGUACAAGUACAGUGAAGGAUGUAACAAAUUUUCAUUGAUGCAAAAAUUUAAAUAGUCAUGUUACGUCUAUAUCUGACAUCCUAAAGUUUUAGGGUUAGUUUUAAUUUUCUAUUUGCUUACAUUAACUUAGCAUAAAAAAUAUUUUUAAGCAUCUCAUUUUGCCUUUAGCAGUUUUUAUAUCAGUAGGUAAAAUAUAGCCCUUGUUUGGUUCUUGACAAUCCAGUCUUUGUUUUAUCUUAGGUCUCAUGAUCUGAGUGCAUACCCUCUCCAGGAAACUGCACCAAAGUCUGUUCCUGUUAAAUAGCAACUUUUAGUCUCCGUGUGUUUUGUAUUGAUGUUAAUAAAUAUCAACAGCAUUCAAGUAUGAA
Molecule: messenger RNA, 2457 nt
Organism: Lemur catta (Ring-tailed lemur)
Lineage: Eukaryota; Metazoa; Chordata; Mammalia; Primates; Lemuridae
Gene: UPF3B
Product: UPF3B regulator of nonsense mediated mRNA decay
Exons: 11
Coding region: 103-1557 (484 amino acids)
Biological process (GO): positive regulation of translation; nuclear-transcribed mRNA catabolic process, nonsense-mediated decay
Cellular component (GO): nucleolus; cytoplasm
Molecular function (GO): mRNA binding
Source: RefSeq, a predicted model, not a curated record